GCAAGCUUGUUACCUACUUGUUACCUGCUACUUCUUGUGCAGAUUCUAGGGCUGUCAACAUGGGCAAUGCAAAGGUUCAGGACCUGUCCUAUUACUACAGACAGGAUGAGGGCUCUGGAAUUCUAUCAAAAACCUUUCAGUCCAGCGAGCAACUGACCCCACUACAGAUACCCCAUCGUCACACCGUUUCACAGGACAGAUAUCGCCAGUACUGGGAAAAUGCCCCUAAAGUUCCCAGGUGCCUGUGGGGGAGAGACAGGGAGUAUGCUGGGAUUGGUCCAAUAUCAUUACCAGAAGAUCACCGUCCCAAAAUGGAGCCUCCCCCCGUGGUGAUGAAAGGACAUCGGCACCACGGCUAUGGAGGAGAUGUUUGGCCAACGAGUGUUACAAUUCCACAGUAUUAUGAUCUCACUAUGAUGAAGAAAAGCAAUGUCCGAACCAACGACCAACUAGUUCCUAAACCGCCUGAUGCUGAACUUCAUGAAAAACAGAUACACCUUCAAUUCCCAGCAGAGCACCCCUACCAGUCCCACAUCUCCAGGUUUGCUGUGUUUCCAAACUUCAAAUCUCCGGAUGAUCCAGACACGGGGGUCCGUGCCAGGAACAUGCAGCCCAUUCAACCCUUCACACCUGCAAAGGCUCCUGAUGUCAUAGUGCUCAGCAAAACAAGAGGUACACUUUGUGGUCCAUACAGACAUGAAAUUGUUGAGAUACCUUCUGCUUCAAACAAGAAAGGUCUGAUUUGGCCUGGGCAAUAUGGCUAUUAUGAUCUUCCCAUGUUGUGUUUCGGCCUAGCUAUACAGUUUUUUGUUUUGUUUUGUUUUUUUAAUUACUGUGGUGUGAUUACUGUGGUAAUUCCAUUGAAAAUGCAGAACUAUGUUAUUAAAUCUACUUUUCUCAAUUUGUGCCUGAUCUUUCAGUUCCCUAAAUCAGCUGAGGGGUUAAAACAAGUUUACUACCCGAAGCCACCAAAGACUGUGGCCCCUAAUGCCUCUUUGAGAUCCUGGGAGACCACACUUCCAGAAAAGACAGUUAACAUGCUAAAGAAUCUUGAGAGAUCUCAGUGGCUAACCUCAUACAAACUUAAUUACACAGGACGUGGCCCCAUGAACCCUGUGCAGCUGGAUGACUACCAUGAAAAGAUCAUUGCAGAUGUUACCGGAGAAAUAAACCCAUACACAGCUGAACUGAAAGAGCGCUCCUGCCCAGUCUUCUCUCCACCACGUCCUCGAGAAGGCAGAUACUCCCGGUUGCUUCACGGUCUCCGGAAGUUGGAACCCCAUCCCACAGAAUACAAUAAAAGUGUUAAUGAAGCCAGGAGUAAGAGCUGCAAGCCUGAAGGACAGUACAUAGCCUUUGACAAGAAACAUCCAACAGAGAGGCCUACAAGUGUUGGCUUUGAGCGCACUGAAGAGGUUCAGCCACCUAGACCUGAUGUGUGCUAUGAGGACCUGUCGUGUAGUGGAAAAGAACAUUAUACAGUGGAGCCACAUCCGUGUAGCCUCAACCAAUCAUACCUGUGGUCAACUUUUAAAAACCCUUUGCAUUGGAAAGCGCCAAUCAGUGAAGUCCCUCUUCAAGAUGCUGUCUAUCCAAGUACCUUCCAUCUUACUGAGUGUGAGCAGAGGCCUGCUUCUGUCAGGUUGCAUGCAGCUAUUAAAGAAAGUGGUAGUGAAGUGCCCCGCCCCCAGACUGCAAUACUGAAGCUGCAGGACUCCUUCACAAAGUCUGGUGCACACAGGAGAUUCCAUGAGGCCAUUAAAGGGGAAAUGAUGGAUCUGCGAAAAAAUAUUCACACUGGGAGAAGGCAUAACUUCUUUGGUUUUAACUCUUACUAUUACCACUAGUAACAGAGAUAUAAAUUCACAACAACAAAAAAAAUGCAUAUGUUUGACAGAGGGAGAAGAUCUAAUUCAUUAUAAUGCAUGGAAAAUAUAGUACUACAAUGCAGACAAAAAGUCAUAAUGAUUGUUCUGAAAAAAGGGAUGGUAUAAUUUUUUUU
This is a messenger RNA of Polyodon spathula (Mississippi paddlefish), 2002 nucleotides long. RefSeq lists its product as uncharacterized. The transcript is spliced from 9 exons. Lineage: Eukaryota; Metazoa; Chordata; Actinopteri; Acipenseriformes; Polyodontidae. Gene Ontology annotation, cellular component: centrosome. The record is from RefSeq and is a predicted model, not a curated record. Bases 60 to 1847 code for a protein of 595 amino acids.